UAUCUUUGUGUAUGAUUCAAAAUUUUAGUAAAUUUUUUUGUUUUUAAAUAAAAGUGCGAAAGGACAAUAGCUAAACAACAUGAGCGGGCCAUUUUCUCAUUACUCCAUAGUAUCGCAGGACGAUUUCGAACGACGUAGCAUCCAAAGUCAAACCAGUGCUACACUGGCCCAAAUCGAUGCAUUUGAUUUCAAUCCGCGUCCAAUGUUACUUUAUACUUUUGACGAAAACUUUGCCAGUGGCUGUAGCGUUUGUUGUCAGGAAUGCGCCGACCCGGACUCAUUGGAAGAUGCUUGCAAGAGGAAGCGCAAGAAACGGCGUUGCUGUAAGCCACGCUGCAAGCCCAGGCCGUGCUGCAAGCCGAGACGUUGCCGCAAGCCAAAGCCCCGCUGCAGGCCAUGCUGCAAGCCAAAGCCUCGCUGCAGGCCAUGCUGCAAGCCGAAGCCYCGCUGCAGGCCAUGCAAACGGAAGCCAGCUUGCCCCAAACGCCGCAAGCCACGUCGCAAGCCCUGCUGCCCAUCGUGCUAAUGCCACCUUUGCCAAGUCCUAUUAUCUCUGUUCAUCAGUGUGUGUGUGUGUGUAUGAAUCUUUGUGUUAAAUGGGGCAAAAUCUAGUCAUCUGGAAUCAAUUUUAAUUUUUAGCAUGUGUGCGUGUUUAUCAAGGGGGUGUCAAAUCAAUAAAUUACCA
Molecule: messenger RNA, 685 nt
Organism: Drosophila arizonae
Lineage: Eukaryota; Metazoa; Arthropoda; Insecta; Diptera; Drosophilidae
Product: keratinocyte proline-rich protein-like
Source: RefSeq, a predicted model, not a curated record